Molecule: messenger RNA, 906 nt
Organism: Eubalaena glacialis (North Atlantic right whale)
Lineage: Eukaryota; Metazoa; Chordata; Mammalia; Artiodactyla; Balaenidae
Product: thyrotroph embryonic factor-like
Exons: 1
Coding region: 1-906 (301 amino acids)
Biological process (GO): regulation of transcription by RNA polymerase II
Cellular component (GO): nucleus
Molecular function (GO): RNA polymerase II cis-regulatory region sequence-specific DNA binding; DNA-binding transcription factor activity, RNA polymerase II-specific
Source: RefSeq, a predicted model, not a curated record
AUGUCCGACGCAGACGGCGGAAAGAAGCCACCUGUGGAGCCGCAGGCGGGGCCGGGGCCGGGGCCCGCAGCCAGGGAAAGGGGCCUGCAGGGCCCCUUCCCUGUGGUCCUGAAGAAGCUUAUGGAGAACCCCCCGCGCGAGGCGCGCCUACAUAAGGAAAAGGGGAAGGAAAAGCUGGAGGAAGACGAGGCUGCAGCAGCCAGCACCAUGGCGGUCUCUGCCUCCCUCAUGCCACCCAUCUGGGACAAGACCAUCCAAUAUGAUGGCGAGUCUUUCCACCUGGAGUACAUGGACCUGGAUGAGUUCCUGCUGGAGAAUGGCAUCCCUGCCAGCCCCACCCACCUGGCCCAGAACCUGCUGCUGCCUGUGGCUGAGCUAGAAAGGAAGGAGUCGGCCAGCUCCUCCACGGCGUCCCCACCAUCCUCCUCCACCGCUGUCUUUCACCCCUCGGAAACCGUGUCUAGCACAGAAUCCUCCCUGGAAAAGGAGAGGGAGACACCCAGUCCCAUCGACCCCAACUGCGUGGAGGUGGAUGUGAACUUCAAUCCCGACCCUGCCGACCUGGUCCUCUCCAGUGUGCCGGGCGGGGAGCUGUUCAAGCCUUGGAAGCACAGGUUUGCAGAGGAGGACCUGAAGCCCCAGCCCGUGAUCAAAAAGGCCAAGAAGGUCUCUGUCCCCGACGAGCAGAAGGGCGGAAAGUACUGGACGAGACGCAAGAAGAACAACGCGGCAGCCAAGCGGUCCUGGGACGCCCGGCGCCUGAAGAAGAACCAGAUCACCAUCCGGGCGGCCUUCCUGGAGGAGGAGAACACAGCCCUGCGGACGGAGGUGGCGGAGCUGCACAAGAAGGUGGGCAAGUGCAAGACCAUCAUGUCCAAGUACGAGACCAAGUACGGGCCCUUGUAA